Messenger RNA from Acanthisitta chloris (rifleman), 4293 nucleotides. It is a transcript of the gene MYOM3, whose product is annotated as myomesin 3. The record is from RefSeq and is a predicted model, not a curated record. The transcript is spliced from 36 exons. Gene Ontology annotation, molecular function: protein binding. Lineage: Eukaryota; Metazoa; Chordata; Aves; Passeriformes; Acanthisittidae. Bases 1 to 4293 code for a protein of 1430 amino acids.
AUGGGAACCCGAACAUUCUUCCACCACAGAGAGGAGGAGCAAAAGGAGGAGAGAAAACACAGCUUGCAAAUGACCUCCACAACUAGGAAGAAAAAGUUCAAAACCAGUGAGGAAGAAGAGACUUUCAGCCUUUCAGACCUAUCGAUAGCAGCUGCCCUUGCUUUGACCUCUGAAAAAUCAAGGGACUACAACCUAAGAAGGGAAGCUGACAUCCUGGAGCUCGAACAGAGGGGGCAGAAGAGAACUCGGUUUGGGAAUGACAUGGAAGAGCUGGAAAAGGAGGUGAUCCGGACCUGCAGGCUGAUGCGUGUCAGAGCAGACAGGAAGGCCCUUCGCAGGAAGGCAGUGGAAAAGGCCAGAGUGGAGAAGGCUUACCUUGAGCUGCUCUCGGGGCGACCGCCCAUGUUCUGGAUCCCGCUCCGAGCGCACGCCGUCUGGGAGAGGAUGGAUGUGAAGUUGGCAUGUACCAUCCUGGGCUCACCACCUCCACGGGUGACGUGGUACAAGAAUGGAGUCCCCAUUGAUCCUCGCUUGGCCCCAGCAGGAAAAUACAAGAUAAAAAACAAGUUUGGGAUGCUGACCCUGCACAUCAGCAGAUGCUCCAUGGAGGAUUCUGCUGAAUACAGUGUGGAAGUAAAGAAUCAAUAUGGAGAGGCUUAUUCCUUUGCUACAGUGAUUGUCAGGAAAUAUUAUGGGAAGGAGUCAGGGUUUGAUUCAGAAAUAUACAAAAGAUCCCUUAUGGCCAGAGAGGCAGAUUUUGCUUUUGCACUGAAACCCUUAUUUUCAAGAGAAAAAGAGCCUUUCACCCUCUCCUGUUUCUUCUCUUCUGAUUUACUUGACCACCAACGUGACAUCAGCUGGUUCAGAGAUGGUGAGUUGCUGCAGAACUCCAAACACCAUGAACUGAAGUACCAAGACUGUGAGGCCUCUCUGACUGUGCCUUGUGCUCACAAAGAGGACGAAGGAUUCUACACCAUCCGUGUGCCCUCGCUGGGUGGAUAUAAGGAACAGACAACUUAUGUGUUUGUCAGAGAUGCUGCAGCACAAACAGCUGGUGCACCAGGAUCUCCACUCAACGUGAAAUGCCAUGAUGUGAAUAAAGACUGCUUGGUUGUUUCUUGGGUAGCACCCAGUGAUGAUGGAGGAAGUCCAAUCCUGGGAUACAUCCUUGAAAGGUGUGUUGCUGGGUCAGAGGAUUGGGCCCCAUGCAAUGAGAAGCCUGUGAGAACCUGCAGGUGUCCUGUCUUGGGCCUUGCUGAAGGUCAGACAUACCAGUUCCGAGUCAAGGCUGUCAACAAAGCAGGAAUCAGUCACCCCUCAAAAGCCAGUGACCCAGUUACAACCUAUGAUGCCAGCAAGGACAAGAGAGUGACAGUUAUUCCGUACGACGAGGGAAGGACGAUAGAAGUAUCCAAGGAUGACCUGGAAGGACACAUUAGAAUUCCUUUGCCACCCACCAAUGUUCAUGCAAGUGAGGUCAGAGAAGAUUAUGUGGCUUUGGCCUGGGAUGAGCCAGACCCAAGAGGCAGAGAACCCCUGACUUAUUAUGUGGAAAAGUCAAUUGCAGGCAGCAACUCCUGGCAAAUGGUGAAUGUGGAGAUGCCAGUUAAUUCCCCAAGAUUUGCACUCUUUGAUCUUGUCAAAGGAAAAUCUUACCGUUUCCGCGUGCGAUCCGUGAACAAGUUUGGAGUGAGUGAGCCCUCCCUGCCCAGUGACCCCAUCACUGCAGGAGCACCACUGGCUCCUCUGCCUCCACCCUCUCAGGUUUUAGCUUUCAGAGACACCAACACAUCUGUAUUUCUGCAGUGGGAUAAGUUAAAGGAUGGUCUGGAGCCUCUUGGCUAUUACAUCUACUGCAGGGAGACUGGGACAGAGGAAUGGCAAACUGUCAAUAACAAACCUGUGACAUGCAAUGAAUUUACUGUUCCUGGGCUGAAGCCUGGAAAAGAAUAUGUCUUUUGUGUGAAAUCUGUCAGCGAGGCAGGACUGAGUGAGAGCUCACCAGAAACAGAUCCCAUCGUUGUCAGGCCAGCAAUUGCUUGUCCAUCAGCACCACGUGGGUUUGUGCUCCUGCACUGUGGCAAGACUACCAUGACCAUCAGCUGGAAAGCCCCGAAGCGCAAAGGAGGAACAAAGAUUCUGGGUUACUUCCUAGAUCAACAUGAUAACUCUGACCUGGACUGGCAUGAAGUCAACACUCAGCCAAUUCCUCAACGAGUUUGCACGGUCAGCAGCCUCGAGGAAGGUCACCUGUAUGAAUUCCGUGCCCGUGCAGUGAACGCGGCUGGAGUUGGAGAAGUGUCUGAGCCCAGUGACUUGUUCAGAUGUGAGGAGUGGACAAUGCCAGAACCAGGACCUCCUUAUGAUGUGAGGUGCACUGAAGUGAGAGACUCCUCCCUGCAGCUCCACUGGGAAGCACCACUGUACACUGGAGCAGGUCCAGUCACAGGGUACUACGUAGACAUGUGUGAAGAAGGCUCAGAGGAAUGGGAACAAAUCACUAAGAAGCCUGUAGCCACCACCCACAUGAAGGUUUCAGACCUGGAGACAGGGAAAUGCUAUAUUUUCCGAGUGAGAGCACUGAACAAGGCUGGAAUUGGACCUCCCUCGCUCCCCUCGGACCCUGUGGUGGCUAAAACCAAACCUGGCACAAAUGAAAUUGAAGUCGGGGUGGAUGAAGAGGGUUUCAUUUAUCUGGCUUUUGAAGCUCCUGAGAAGAAUGAAUCCUCUGAAUUUAUCUGGUCAAAGGACUAUGAAGGGCCACCAGAUGCUGACAGAGUUCAGAUUGAGGAGAAAGGCAACAGAUCGAAGCUCAUCCUGAAAGAGCCCUCAGAGAAGGACCUGGGUGUCUAUUCAGUGGAGGUCACAGACGUAGAUGAUGAUAUCUCUGCCAGCUGCACUUUGACAAAAGAAGAUCUGGACAAGUUACUGAAACGAAGCCACGAGAUCAGGAACCCACUGAUCAAGCUGAUAUCUGGGUGGAACAUUGAUGUUCUGGAGAAAGGAGAAGUGAGGCUGUGGCUGGAGGUGGAGAAGUUGUCCCCAAAGGCUGAGCUGCAUCUCAUCUUCAAUGACAAGGAGCUCACAAGUACUCCAACACAUAAAAUAAACUUUGUCAAAGCAAAAGGACUCGUAGAGCUGAUCAUCCAGGAUUUCUGUGAGGAUGACAAAGGGAUGUACACAGCCCAACUGCAAGAUGGGAAGGCUAAGAAUCAAUUCACCCUAGUUCUGGUGGAUGAAAGUUUUGAUAAAGUUGCAGCAGAGGCUGAUGCAAAGAGGAGACAGUGGAAGAAAAAGCAGGGUCCACAUUUCAUAGAGAACUUGAAAUGGAAGGUUACAGAAAGCUGCGAAGUACUCCUGACCUGCAAGGCAACAAACCUGAGGAAGGACACCAACUUCCAGUGGUUCUUCAAUCACAAAACACGAGCAGGAGGUGUGUUUGAUCCACAGACUGGGAUAGGAACGCUCCUUAUACCAAAGGUAACCAAAGCAGAUGAGGGCAAGUACCAAGCAGUUGUUUCAGAUGAUCGAGGAGAGGACAACACCCAACUGGAUCUCACGAAAGGAGCCUUUGAAGAUCUUCUGAAGGAGCUGUGCAGGAUCAGUGCUCUUUCUGCUACACCUCUGCAAAUUCAGCCGACCGAGGAAGGCAUCAAAAUCUACACAGAUGUCAAGUACUACACAGACUACAUGAAAACGACUUGGUAUCACAAGGAGAAGCAGCUGGAGAGCCGUGACAGGAUCAAGGCUGGGAGCACCAUGGAUAGGAUUUGGCUUCACAUCCUGGAGCCCACGGACGCCGACAAGGGAAAAUACACCCUGGAGUUAUUCGAUGGGAACAGCUCUCACAAACUGUCAACAGACCUGUCUGGACAAGCCUUUGAAGAUGCCCUGGCUGAGCACAGAAGGCUAAAGGAAGCAGCCAUAGCAGAAAAACGUCGUGCCAGAGUCGUUCAAGGUCUGCCAGAUGUUGCCACCAUCAUGGAGGAUAAGACCCUGUGUUUAACUUGCUGUGUGUCGGGAGAUCCUUACCCAGAGAUCACUUGGUUCAAGAACGAGAAGGUUAUUGUCUUUAAGGACCGAUACAAGAUGGAUGUGAAGGGCUCAGUGGUCACUAUCACCAUAGAGAAGGUCUGCAAUGAUGACACAGGAAAAUACAGCAUCUAUGUCAAGAACAAGUAUGGGGCUGAGACAGGGCAGGUCACUAUCAGUGUCUAUAAGCAUGGAGAGAUCCCAAUAGGAAUGGAAGAACAAGAAGUCCCAGGUGGGAUUACAACAAAAAAGCCUAAAUGA